Messenger RNA from Andrographis paniculata, 2555 nucleotides. RefSeq lists its product as uncharacterized. The transcript is spliced from 4 exons. Lineage: Eukaryota; Viridiplantae; Streptophyta; Magnoliopsida; Lamiales; Acanthaceae. The record is from RefSeq and is a predicted model, not a curated record. Gene Ontology annotation, biological process: regulation of DNA-templated transcription. Gene Ontology annotation, cellular component: nucleus. Gene Ontology annotation, molecular function: protein dimerization activity; sequence-specific DNA binding; DNA-binding transcription factor activity. The coding region runs from base 1337 to 1867 and encodes 176 amino acids.
GCACUGGUUUUUUUUUUUAGGUGUGAUAUGAGCACUGGAAUGAACAUAAUAUAGGGUUUUCACAUCUGAGAAAAUCUUGGACAAUAUGUGGGAUUCUUGAAUUCGACUUUUUUGUCACACAGAUGCCAUUAUUUAUUGUUCAUGCGAUGGACUUGAGAAUUGGUGUAAAUAUCAGAUCAGCAGCCUUGUGGUUGUGGAUAAGGGUAGAUAGUCUGAAACUGAAAAUGUUUCCAUUUGUGGCUAGCACUUGCUAGAUGACUGAUUGUAUAUUUUUUCCUUGUAAAGAUUGUUGUACAGGGGGGUUUUUGGAUUGUCUCUUCUGUUGUGGCUAUUCCAAAAUAGUGUAUUUUAGCCAGACCUUCAGUUUUAUUUCUUCUACAUGUUUCUGUUCUCCACCCUCCCCUCUAAAAAAUACAUUGACCCAAUCCACAAUCCGAGCCCAUUUCCUUAUGUUCUUUUUAGAAGCCCAGUAGUUUGAGUUUUACAAAAUUUCUUGAUUUUUUUAUUCCGAGUUUAAUUAAACUUUGAUGGGUUAGGUCUACUGUCUACAUUAAGUAGUUGUGGGUGGCAGUACGCACCACUUGCUGCAUUAGCUUCAAGCAUGUGUAUGACAGCAGAGCAGAGACACUGCUGAAGCUUCAAACAUGACCUAUUUGUGUUGUGUUUCAAGGACUUAUGUACAGAUAAAGAUUUAAAUCAAAUUAUAUAUAUUAAGUACAUAAUUCUUAGGUCAAUUUUUAAGUGAAUAUUCUGCCACGAAAUUCCCAUAUAUGGACAAACAUAAUGUCUAAAACCGCUUUCCUUGUGACAAAAAUGAAUAUGAGAGAGAGGGAGAGAGAAAGGGAAUGCUGGGAGAUAGAUAGAUAGAUAGAGUCAGAGAGAGAGAGAGAGGCAGAGAAUUAGUGUGGAGAGAGAAUGUCUAAGGCUACUAUACAAUACUGAAACAUCAUAAAGCUAUACUGAUUUGAACAGAAAAAGUAGCCUAAAACCCCAUCUCAAGAAAGGGAUUUGGAAAGAACAAAAGGUAUUGGAGCGCACACACACACAAAUACAUACAUACUUACAUUACAUACAGACACAUAUUAAGAGUGAUUUAAGGAGCUGGGAUAUGAUAUGAUGUGAAGUGCUAAAUUCCAAAGUGCGUGUAGCUCUGCAAGUAUUCCUUCUGCUUCUGCCAUAUAUAUUUAUUUAUGCAUGCAGGCCUGCCUGCCUGCCUACGAAGAAUUGUUACAAAAACUAUUGAGGGAGAUGUCUUGUCAAACUGUCACCUACAACUAUAGCUAGAUAGCAGAUCAGCAGAGGUGCAAGGGAGAGUGAAGAUCUAGCUAGGUCGAGAAUGGCAUCUGGACUGCAGAGGAGGAGGAUGAGGAGGGUUGCAAUGCGCAAAAAGCUUCAGGUUCUGAAAGCCCUAAUAAAAUCAAAAUCGGUGAAGAAGAGCUCCAUAGUAAUGGAUGCAUUCCUGUACAUCUGCAAUCUGAGGCUUCAGGUUGAAGCAAUCAAACGAGAGUACCAAUACCUCAUAAAUCACAUCCAACAAGUGAAAGUGGAGAAGGUUGGGAGGGGAUAUCUGACAGUGGUGGUGACAUGCAAGAAAGUAGCUGGGGAGCAAGUGCUGGUCUCAAUCCUGGAGGAGUUUGAGAGGAUGAAUCUGAAUGUGUUGCAGGCAAGGGUUAGCUGCAACCACAUCUUUGGGAUGGAAGCCAUUGUUGCACCUGCACCUCAUCACAUUCACAGUACUACUACUACUACUCCUCCUCCUCUUGACGACGUUGAUGCUGCUGCUUUGCACCAAGCCAUUCUCAACGUUGUCCAAACCCAAACUAAUAAUAAUAAUAAUAAUAUUAAUUCUGCUGCAAAAUCCACCUAAUUAACCUCAUCAUCAUCAUCAUCUUUACCAUUCCCCACUAGUACGUACGUGAUUUAUAAGUUACAUAUAACUAGCUAGGUAUGCAUGCCCAAAUAGUAAUAGUAAUAACUAAUAAGAUGAGUCAUUUAAUUUAAAAUAGUUGGUUGUCUUGUCUGUCAUGUUGUACUACUAUAUAUAUAUAUAUAUAUAUAUCCAUCAUUCCCUAGCUCUUGCAUCAUCCUUCUGCUGCUAAGCCUGUUAUUUUUCAUAUGUUCAAAACCCUUUAAAUUAGGUCCCUUUCAAUUUUGAAGUGAAUAAAUAAAAGUCUGAGAAAGUGACCAAAACCACCCUUCGACUGCCCAUUUCCCCCUUCACUAAGGAAAAAGAAGAAAGACCAACAACAACAAUAAAAUAUAUAAUGCACAUAUACAUAUAUAUAUAUAGAGAGAGAGAGAGAGAGAGAGAGAGAGAGAGAAAAUGCAAUAGCCUAUUCUUUCAGGUCUCACGUGUUCAAUUAUAUAUGUGGGCUCUAUACUCGUUAUUAUUAUUACAGCAUAUAUAUAUAUAUAUAUAUAUACAGAUCUUGAGACUUACAUUACAACUAGGUUGCCACUUGUAGCAAGACCCACACCCUUUUCUUCAUCGUCUGCCCCAAUACUAGCUUAUAGUAUAUUCUUGGGACAAUAACAGAGUGGAGGUCCCGGGAGUU